GACCCGAACUCUCCGAGUCCUUGUCUGAUCCAUAGACACAUUACUGUUCCUUUGUUGUAAAAGACCUAAACGUCGUCGUUCGGCUGGUUAUGUCUGUCUACGUAAAAGCAAACCUAUAAAUACUUACACCAAAACUCUUGCAUACAACGUAAACCGCUGCUUAUUUAGUCCCAAUUUCAACCAGAUUGAUUAUGUGUAAGUCCUUGUUUUGAUUGAGAUGGAUGAAAAGCAAUGUUCAUUAGGCCAGUUGUUGAAUCCAAUGCAGCAGGAGCAAAUAGAUUAUGAUCAAGUCGAAUGGAUGAAUGAUAUGGUUUUGGAUACAAGGCCACAGGUGCACUCGAAUGUUGAUGCUUUCGAGGAGGAGUAUAGGAACCUUGAGUGCUUACCUCCUGGCCGACUGAAGGACUUGCUCCUGCAAGAAAUAUUGGCUCCUAAACUUCCUCAGCAUCAACCAAGUUUAUCCUGGGGACACCCCCCUAAUUCUUUUUACUUUAAUAGGUCAAGCAAUCGUGUAGAAUACCAACAAGCUUCCAGCAAUGAAUUUCAGAAUUGCACACCCAGCAUGAGAGAUUCUGCCAUGUCUGAAGGAAAUAGCUGGGGAGUGUCCUCACCAAAUACUGCCUGUGAUAGGAAACUUUUGGGUAAUGUUGCUAGUAAAGUGAAGGCUUCUUAUGGACAUAUUUCAGCAAUUCCUGCAAGUUCUAACAUAGAUUAUUAUUUUGAAAUCGAACAAUUUGAAGAUGGAUCACAUUUUGGCAUGAGUAAUUCACAGCAGAUCUUGAAGCCUUUACCAGAAAAUGAUUUCCAACUGCACAUCUGUAAUAGGGGUUUCCCAAAGAAUAACCAAAAUCUCGCUCAUGUAAAUUUUUCACCAAUGUUGAGGGGAAAAACAAGCCCAUCUGAUAUGAAUAUGAUGGUCCCACAAUUCUCAUGGAACAUGUCGGAAGCCUGUAAUGACUUUAGUAGAGUAGAAUAUAAUACACCCUUUACAAGUCAUGCAGGCAGUACAGAUCAGCUUCUGGUAACUGGUUUCCAACAAAGUGAUCGUUGUGUUCAGCAGUCUUAUCUGCAGGUUGAUGAGAAUUUACAUCCUCAAUCACAUUUGUUUUCAGUAAAACAUGAUGGAAAUUUUAAUCAGAGUUCAGAGAGACAGAUUUAUAAGCUUCCGGAGCUUCCUGAACAAAUUAAUGCGAGUCAACAAUAUUAUUCAGAAGUUUCUGUUAGUGAUCUUGGUCCACUAAGUGCUGCUAAACUAACAAAUUCAUGUUCUUCAGAUUUGCAAACUAUCCUCCUUUCAUAUAUUACGUACAAGAGCAAGCUGGGAAACACAAUUAACCAAGUCCCCUUUCUGAAGCAUAUUCAUAUGACAAAUUGCAGUAGCCAUCAGUGUAACUGUUACCAGUAUUCUGUUCUGGUCUCCCACUAUGAUAAUUGUCUUUAUUCCGGUUGUAGCAUAUGUGCACCAGUGCGUGGAAUUUUUGCUACUGGUAAACUUUAUAUGGACUCAGGAAAGCGGAAAAGUCAAUAUCCAGGAACUUCAUAUAAUAGAGAAGUUAAUGGCACCUGUAGUGAUCCCAUUGUUGAUUGUCUGCCUCGUCUUAAACGUCACAAAAUGGAAGUUCCAUUUUACGACUUAGCUACUCCUGCAAUGAAUCAACCCUGUCCUCAUGAUCGAGUUUUGCAUGUGGAGCAGCACCAAGAGGCUGCUUUAUGUCGUAGCAAAAAUGUCACGGAGAAUGUACUGAGACCAACAGAAGACCAAACACGUGACGUUUCAGACAGAUGUCAUGCAGUCGAUCAUGCUUGUUGUGGGGAUGUUUAUAACACUUCCCAACUCGAACAGCUACCUGAUCGACUUCCACAAUUAGAGCAAUGGGACGAAGCUGUUUUACAUACUAAUAAUGUGACAGAGGUGAGCAAGGAUCAGUUAAACCUUGAGGGCCAAACAACUGAGAGUUUAAACAUAUGUGAUGGCACGGAUAGCCUUCCUGUGGAUCUUCCCAGUACUCUCAUUCUCCUUGAAAAGCUCAUCAGUAGGACCGAAUAUGGAGAUAUAGAUGAUACUUGCAGUAGUGAAAUAACGAAUGAUACUGUAGAUACAUUUCAAGGACUGAUUUAUAAUAGUUUGCCUGAUAGUUCAGAGGUUUCUACUAGGGAAAAUGAAAAAGAAGAUAUGGAAUUCAGGUACUUGGGCCUGCCUGUCCUUGAAGACAAGUCUAGUUUACUUGCAUCAGCAUCUGAUUGUAAGGAUGUAUUGAAAUUGAAACAGCUGAAGAUACAAGGGGUGUCUUGGGCUGAUUAUUUCUCGGUUGGGGAAAUGAAGGAACAUUUACUUAGUCUCCGUUGGAUGAGUCAGGAUAUAGGAGAUGACAUGAAAAUUUCUUAUGGAGAAAAUAUAUGCCAGUUGUGUGCAACGGAUAGUCUGGAGUUUGCACCAGCACAGUUGUAUUGUUCAUCUUGUGGAAUCCUCAUCAAGCGUAACCUGGUAUUUUAUAAGGAAACUGGGGAAACAGGCAUGCAGCAUUGUUUCUGUACUACAUGCUACAGAAGCUCGGUUGGAGGUAUUAUCUCAUUUCAUGGGGGCCACAUCCUCAAGAAUAAGCUGCAGAAGGAAAAGAAUAAUGAGAAAAUUGAAGAAUCGUGGGUACUGUGUGAUAAAUGUCAACGUUGGCAGCAUCAAAUAUGUGCCCUGUACAAUGAUAAAAGUGAUCCAGGUGGAGAAGCAGAGUAUGUAUGUCCACGGUGCUGGUUAGAAGAAGUUGAAACAGGAAAACGUGAGCCCUUACCAAGAACUGUUGGGUUUAGGGCAAAAGAUCUUCCAUGUACCAUGCUUAGUGAUCACAUUGAAAAAAGACUUUUUAAUCGUCUCAAGGAAGAGAGAGAAGAGUGGGCAAAAGACUCGAAAAAAGAACUUAAUGAGUACCAAGUACCGGGAGAAGCAGACCUGACUGUUAGAGUAGUGUUAUCAGUUGACAAGAUGUUGGAAGUGAAGCAGCAAUUCUUGGAUAUCGUUAAGGGUAGUGACUAUCCAUCACAAUUCUUGUACAGAUCGAAGGUGAUACUUUUGUUUCAGAGAUUAGAAGGGGUGGAUGUUUGCCUCUUUGCAAUGUAUGUUCAGGAGUAUGGAUCAGAAUGUGGUAAACCAAACCAACGUUGCAUGUACAUUUCGUAUCUUGAUUCUGUCAAGUACUUGAGACCUGAGCAGAAAACUACAAAGGGGGAAGCUCUUCGCACAUUAGUGUACCAUGAGAUACUGAUUGGUUACCUUGACUAUUGCAAGAAACGGGGCUUUUCAACAUGCUAUAUCUGGGCUUGCCCACCUCUUAAGGGGGAAGAUUUUAUACUUAAUUGCCAUCCAGAGAAUCAGAGAACACCAACUGUAGAUAAAUUGCGGAACUGGUACAGUUCAAUGCUUAAAAGAGCAGCCAAAGAGAGUGUUGUGGUGGAUUACACAAAGUUCUAUGACUUCUUCUUCCUUAACUCUGAGGUAACUUUGUCUCGGUUGCCAUAUUUUGAUGGAGACUAUUGGUCUAAUGCUGCUGGGUCAAUAAUUAAAGACUUUGAAGAACAAAGUGGAGGAGGAUUAAAUAGGAAGGUGAAAAAGCAAGUAACAAAGAGAACUUUGAAAGCCAUGGGACACAACACUCUAUCUAGUGAUGCAACCAAAGCUCUAUUGGUGAUGCAGAAACUGGGGCAUGAUAUAUUACCUGCAAAGGAUGAUUUUCUUAUUGUCCAUUUGCAAUAUUUUUGCAAAUGCUGCCAUAAUGUACUAUUAUCUGGAGUUCAUUGGGUUUGCAACAAAUGCACAAAUGUUCACAUUUGCUCGAGAUGUGUUGAUGCUGAACACAAUCACAGUGAAGAGAAGGUGCACACGUUAGAUAAUGGUGAAGAACAUGUACUCUGUAAGGUGGUUAUAGAUGACAUGCCUUCUAAUACUGAGGACAAUGAUAUCAUUAUAGACAAUAAUCUCUUCAGCGAUAGACAUGUGUUCUUGAACUUCUGUCAAAGCAACCAUUAUCAAUUUGAUACACUCAGGCGUGCCAAGCAUUCAUCACUGAUGAUAUUAUAUCAUCUUCACAAUUUGCUUUACCCCGCUAAGGAUCCAUGUAAAUAAAUUUUGUUUAGUUUUGGAGAAUAGUCUUGGUUUAUAAAAUAUGUAGAAAUCUAGUUGUGUACAGUAUCCUGUUUUAUAAAAUAUAAAGCUCAAUUGGUA
Messenger RNA from Daucus carota subsp. sativus, 4213 nucleotides. Its product is annotated as probable histone acetyltransferase HAC-like 1. The record is from RefSeq and is a predicted model, not a curated record. NCBI's taxonomy places the organism in Eukaryota, Viridiplantae, Streptophyta, Magnoliopsida, Apiales, Apiaceae. Bases 218 to 4114 code for a protein of 1298 amino acids. Gene Ontology annotation, biological process: positive regulation of transcription by RNA polymerase II. Gene Ontology annotation, molecular function: histone acetyltransferase activity; zinc ion binding; chromatin DNA binding. Gene Ontology annotation, cellular component: transcription regulator complex; histone acetyltransferase complex. The transcript has 15 exons.